Molecule: messenger RNA, 1098 nt
Organism: Trichoderma virens Gv29-8
Lineage: Eukaryota; Fungi; Ascomycota; Sordariomycetes; Hypocreales; Hypocreaceae
Exons: 6
Coding region: 1-1098 (365 amino acids)
Biological process (GO): protein phosphorylation
Molecular function (GO): ATP binding; protein kinase activity
Source: RefSeq, a predicted model, not a curated record
AUGGCGGUGGCAGCAGACAAAAACACUGGUCAAAAAUACUGCAUCAUCGAUGCGCUCGAUGAAUGCGAUCGGAUGUCACAAGGUAUUCUGCUACGACAAAUUCAAGAAACAUUCAAUGCGUGUCAUAAGACAAAUAUCCAUAAACCGAUCACAAGCCGCCGCAUUGUGUCGAGGAUGCACCAACACAACUUUGGUAUGGCCGAAUACAAAGAGCUGUGCUGCAAUAUCCGUGCUUCCCUGACGCGAUACAGUCGUCGCUGCCCCACUAUCAUCGGCAUUGAACGCUCCCCGCAACUGAACUGGUAUCGGUACUUCUAUUCUCAAAUCAUCAUUAUAAAUACAGCAUCAAGUAAAGGCGAAUUUGUGGCUGCUGGCGUGACUUCAAUCGUGGAGCGCUUGCCAAAUGGUGAUAUUGUCAAAACACCAUGGGAUGAUCCUAGCAGAGGGGAUUGUGUGCAAGACCUAAUCACCGAGGCGAAAAUAUAUCGAAUAUUAGGCGAACACCCGCGCCUAGUGAAGCUUCGAAGUUGGGACUCUGUGCAGCAUGUAAUGGUAAUGGAGUACAUGCUACACGGCACGUUGCAACAGUACAUUGAAAACCAUUAUAAAGAUAUUUCACGGCCGCAGCAGCUCCAAUGGGCUCGACAGGCGGCUGAAGGCCUGCAACUCCUCCAUGCAUCCGACAUUCUUCACUGUGAUGUUGGUCCACAUAACUUUCUGUUGGACGCAUCACUCGAUUUAAAGAUCGCUGACUUCAGUGGCUCAUCGAUAAACGGUUCCUGUGCCUCCGUCUGCCCCAGAUCCCGAUACCGAGCUCCCGAUCCGGAGUGGCGCCCAGGCAAGCCGCCAAGCUUAAACGAAGACUUAUUUGCUCUUGGCUCUGUAUUUUACUUUAUUUUCACCGGCAACCCACCGUUCUUUGAGCUUGAGGAAGAUGAAGUUGAAAGAAGUUACGAAGCCGGGGUUUUUCCUGACUUGUCAGCGGUGCUGUGCUCUGAUAUUAUCACUAUGUGCUGGCAGCAGCGUGCAGGGAGCAUGUUUGAGCAAUGGCCAGUCGCUACAUGUCCAGUACACAUUCUCUAUUCCCUUAUAACAUGA